AACGUGGUGAAGAUGAAUGACCCUCGCACGAUGAGAUCUGUUUAGUCUUUAGUAGGCUUUGAGUCCAACACUCAUUCCCCAAACCCAAGUCUCCCCCCAUAAGGGCCAUUCCCUUUACCUUUCCCUUUCUCCGACGAGCAGGAUUCCCCAAAUUCUGCAAUCAUUAUCAACUUCCUCUCUUACAGUCGCAGCCAUGAGUAACGAAUACGAUUAUUUGUUCAAGCUUUUGCUAAUUGGAGAUUCUUCUGUUGGAAAAUCAUGUCUAUUACUCCGAUUUGCGGAUGAUUCGUAUGUGGACAGCUACAUUAGUACAAUUGGAGUUGAUUUUAAAAUCCGGACAGUUGAACUGGAGGAAAAGACCAUCAAACUACAGAUUUGGGAUACUGCUGGACAGGAGCGGUUCCGAACUAUAACAAGCAGUUAUUACCGAGGAGCACAUGGAAUUAUUAUUGUCUAUGAUGUUACUGAGAUGGAAAGUUUCAACAAUGUUAAGCAGUGGUUAAAUGAGAUCGAUAGAUAUGCAAAUGAAUCAGUAUGCAAGCUUCUAGUGGGUAAUAAAUGUGAUUUGGUGGAAAACAAGGUAGUUGACACUCAAAUGGGACAGGCUUUGGCUGAUGAACUUGGAAUUCCUUUCCUUGAAACAAGUGCCAAGGAUGCGAUAAACGUUGAGCAGGCUUUCUUGACCAUGGCUGGAGAAAUCAAGAAAAAAGUCGGGAACCAGCCAACUGCAAAGAAAUCAACGGGCAGUGUUCCGAUCAGGGGACAGCCGAUCCAGCAGAAGAGCAGUUGUUGCAGUUGAAAGGGUCUUUUUUCCAAGUCGUUCACUAUGUUAAUUUCAUGUGUUUAUGGACUAUAAACAUGUUAGUUAAGGUUAUAUUACCAACUGUAUGCUUUCUCCAUUAUGUAUCUACACAACUGAGACUCGUCCCUAGUUUGGCAGGUGUGUCGCUUGAAAUUUAAUGCAAUCUAACUGUUGAAAUUUCUUGUUCA
Amaranthus tricolor (Joseph's coat) is the source of this 990-nucleotide messenger RNA. RefSeq names its product ras-related protein RABD1-like. The coding region runs from base 194 to 799 and encodes 201 amino acids. Gene Ontology annotation, molecular function: GTP binding; GTPase activity. The transcript is spliced from 8 exons. Lineage: Eukaryota; Viridiplantae; Streptophyta; Magnoliopsida; Caryophyllales; Amaranthaceae. The record is from RefSeq and is a predicted model, not a curated record.